Messenger RNA from Neltuma alba, 684 nucleotides. RefSeq names its product L10-interacting MYB domain-containing protein-like. Bases 148 to 684 code for a protein of 178 amino acids. Lineage: Eukaryota; Viridiplantae; Streptophyta; Magnoliopsida; Fabales; Fabaceae. The transcript is spliced from 2 exons. The record is from RefSeq and is a predicted model, not a curated record.
AAUUUAUACAUAUUAUAUAUAUAUUAGAUAUUUCCUGUCAUAUUUAUUUACAAAAUAAACAUAAUAUUUCUGCAUUGUUGGAAGAAAAGUGUUCUGGUUCACUGUAACUCCCUUUUGCAUUCUUGAUUGACAUUUUUUAAUAGAACUAUGAACAAAGAAAAAAGUAAGGCAACAUGGGAUACAAGCACUACAGAGGUGUUACUUAAAGAAUGCAUGGAGCAAAUCUACCGGAAAAAUCGUCAAGGAACAUCAUUUUCAAAGACUGGGUGGAACAACAUUCACUCUGCAUUCAAUGCAAAAACAGGAAAAUCUUAUGAGAAGAAGCAAUUGAAAAAUAGGCUCGAUAGCUUGAGGAAGGAUUGGAGGACAUGGGUUGAUUUAAACAAAGAGACUGGUGUAGGUUGGGACCCUGUAAACAAUACAGUGGUGGCAACAAAUGAGUGGUGGGAGAAGAAAAAACUGGAGAAUCCCCAAUAUGAAAAGUUUAGGUACCAGGGGUUAAAGUUUGCUUAUGAAUUAAACACGAUAUUCAAGGGUGUGAUAGCAUCUGGAGAGGAUAUGUUGGCACCGUCUUUAACCCAACCUCAGACACAAGAGGAUGAUGAAGAGAAUGUGUAUAGAGUUAUACAGAUCUCCUUGAAGGAUCGGGGGAUAGCGAAGAAGAUCUUGGAGGUGCUAGUGUAG